AUGCCCGCCGGUCUUCAAAGUGAUCAGGAGCGUCAAUCAAUCAGACCCAGUUUGGCCGACCUCACAAAUGACGAUUUCUUCGAGAAACUUCAGGUCGAAGCAAACCAACUCAGAAAUGCUCCAAGCUUGGCCACCGAUAACGCGUUGCCCCCGCUCACCCGUCCGAAAGCUGAAGCCCCCAAGUCUUCUUCGACUGCCAAAAAGUCGCGCUUUGCCCAACAACGGGAAGCCGAGCAACAUUCAAGCCAAUCACUGGACGGCGAUUUACCGGUCCCAACUGGCCGGUUCGAAUUCGAUCUCGGCUCGGAAGGAAAUGCCAGCCAAGACUCUCCUCAGCCCAGCAAUGCUGAUUCUAAAACCCAGCUUCCUCUGAUGGCAGAAAUCAUAGAACGCUGUUCAAGUACAUCGAACCCACCAAACAACCAUUUCGAUCCCAAUUUUCGCCCAGAUGCCAUGACAACUACAGACCCGUCAACAGCAAAUAAUCCCCAAGCUUCUAUUCCACCAUGGGAGCUGAGACGGUUAGCCAGUCGCCAUUCCUCUCAGAAAUCUCAACAGACAUCGCUCGGCAAACCUCCAGUUGCGGAAAAUCGUGGCGACGCCCUACCUUCAGGAGAGUCAACGAAGGAGUUGCUUACAGCUACAGAGAAGCGUCAAAUCUCAUCCGAAAAUGAAGCCUUGCUGGCAAAAAUGAGCCCCGAUGAAAUCCUCCGGGAGCAAGCCGCAAUCAAGGCUCAGUUGAUGCAGUCUAAUCCGGAAUUAUUGACUAAGCUCCUCAGCAAGUUCAACGUCAAAAUGCCAGUCCAUCAAGCUCCAUCGGAUAACCCUGCUCCCGCCGUCCCCAUCUCCAAGAAGCAGAAACAUGUACGUUAUGCACAAGAUGACGCCAUCCCGUUCGACGCUUCAUCACCUCAAGCGGAGAAAGGCUCUUGCGCACCCAAGCAGCAUAUCAAAGUUACUUCCAACGGCUCGAAUGAUCGUGUUGAACCCAGACCGCUGACGUUCAAUUGGAAUGGCGUUCGAGUAGUCGACCUUGAAGAUCCUGAUUCAGUUAAUCAUCCGUCUGAAGCAAACGAUCAUGUCCAUCAGACUAGUAAUUAUACGUUCAAGCAUUUACUCCGACUCAUUCUUUCCUCCGUGCCCUCUCAGCGAAUCAUGGGAUUUAAAAUUGUCACCCAAAUCGUUGUGCGCUACUUCGAGAACUCUGGACAUGGUCUUGAUGACGCCGAAUUAGCCAUUCUGACUGAGGAGCUGAACGGCGCAAGCCUGGAAAUGUUGACGAUCGCCGCGCAAGCAACUCGUGAGCGGAAUGUGGGAGUUGCAACAAGUGCACUCACCCUAUUAUGCUCAGUUCUUUCCAGGGCAUCCGUCGCUCAGACUAGCAACUCAAAGCACAAAUGCAUCGUCCAGCCUGAUUGGAUCGAGGAAUUAAUUACUCAGACCACUCUGUUGGACGACUUCCAUUCUCACCUCCAGCACCAAGAAUUGCCCAGACUAUCGCUGACUACGAUCGCUCAGAUUCUUCGUCACUUAGUCACACUAGGAGAAUCGACUAAGGUAUCGGAGGAAAUCGUCAAGAGGCCCUCGUUCUUAGAGCUUCUAAUCCAAGUUCUGAUCGCUGUUCCAUGGCCGCUCAACGGUAAAUCAAAGCUUGAAGUGCCCGACCUAUCGGCUUUUGAGCUCCUUCUUGAGCUUGCAAAGAGUUCGCGAACCUGCAGUCGGUCGAUCCUCGAGCGUGGUCUACUGACACCGAUGCUCAGGUUCAUUGCUCUGCCAUAUUGGAACCUCCUGGGAGCAUCAGACAAUGUUACCGAAGGACUGAUUCCGACAUCGAGCGACCACAUCGUGGGAGUGCUGAUCCAUUCCAUGUGCUAUCAAUUCGAAUUGAUCUCAGUUUUCGCCGGUUAUGGGCUAGGUGCAAACCUACGAACGACCCUCGCUCCACUGCUGAGAACUACCACGGCUGGAUUGCACAAUAUCCUGAAAGAUGCAGUAUUGGGCUCUUCCACUCCGCCCAGCCGAGCCGCCCAGGAGCUGACACUCGCCUCAGCUUUCCUCAAGCUACUCCAAAGCUGGAUCCAAUGUGCCGACGAUCCACACUUCUGUGAUCCACCUCAUAGCAUCACAUGGAGUCAGGUAACAGAGUGGCAAUCAACCAUACUGGACAUUUUGAGGCUCUCUUCGGUAUCUUGUCCUCGUUCUCCCGGCUUGAACAGAGUGCUUGCCUCCGCUUGCGACUCACUUGCGGUAUACAUAGGAAGAUCGUGCCGCAAAAAGCUCAACAUCGGUGCUUGUCUUGCUAGCCUAGAUUCUUUGAUGCCUCAACUCGAAUCCAUCUUUCAAACAAUCGCACACAACCUGAUCCAGUCUUCUUAUGCAGAUCAUCAAUCUCAACCUGAAUCCUCCCAGUGUCAUUUGCUUAUAAGCUUCGCCAAGCUAAAAACGUGCCUUUCUCGAAGCAAAUCUAGCCACUCGGAUGAACACCCCCUCCUUGCCGCGACGCAUCUCCAAUGUGAUUUUCCUGAUGAGACCUUUUCUCUCACAUGCCGAUUGGCCUUUGAAUCUGAAGGAUUAUCGUUGCUUCCUUGGGCGCUGUCGGUCUUCCAUCCUAGCUGUGAAAACACAUCCGACUUGGAAAGAAUUCUCUUGGCAGGCCUGCUGGUUCGGAAUUCUGACGGAAUGAUUGUCCGUGACCUUUUGGCAGAAACGCUCAAGCGAUGCCAAUCGAAAGUCAACGCCGAAUGCCAAGCUGCCAUCAAGCCGUCGACGCAACUCAUCGAAUUGUCCCGUCUCUUGCCCAUCUUCAGUGAUUACAUUGAUCAGUCCGCCCCCUCUACUCAAAUCUCAGAUCCUUCACCUCGGCAACUCCAAAACCAAAUGAGUCAGAACGAUAAACCAGCAUUCUUGCUUCCUUCAACUUGGCCUCUGCUGGCGAUCGCUUUUCUAAAGCCGGGACACUUAGCCGCAACUCCCACCAUUCCUGAAAUCAAAUCCAGCGAUGUUGUCCGAGCAAGCUUUGCAAUGACUAUUGUCGUGCAAUCCCUUCUGUCUGGUAUGCAAGGCCGAUUUGAAAGUAUAUUGCAGACCUUGCUGCUCGACCGAUGUUCAAUAUGGAAAAACGUCAUGACAGCCAUCAUUGCCACGACCUCUCAGACAUAUGAGGAAUCGCUGGAAUCGAUCUUUGAAGAUGAAGCGUGUGCCCAGUUGGUCAUCCGUCUCAUGGAUUUUUCCUGCCCACAUCCUCCUCAUCUUUCCCAUCCAAAAAGUAGACCCGAAGUGCCUAAGGUUCAAGAAUCAGAAGACGGGGAGCUGUACAUGAUUUUCACAGAUAUCCUGGCUGCCUUUGAUUGGGGAUCUUUUGGGAAUCAUUCGUUUAUGCGGAUCUUGGUCCCGUUCCUUUCGAUGAAAAGAGGCCGAGAAUUCCGGGGAAAGCUGUUUAGUGAUCAUGGAGAUAUCUUGAAAAAGAUGCGAGUUGGUCUAGAAGAUGUUUUCAGUGUGGAUGAUGAUGUUUGCGAGGCGAAAGUGAAGGGCGACUAUUGGCAGCUCGAAGAAUAUCUUUAUCCAUUGGAAGAUAACGCGCAAAUGCUCCAUCUGUUUGCCGAAUUCCUGAGCACCCAUUCGGCCUCCAUCACUCCUCGAGAGCGUCCGUUCCUGUUCCUCUACUUAAUCCACCACCUGUCGAGUCAGAUAUGGAAUGCCGAUCUGGAUGACCGACUACGAAUGGACCUGUUGAAAGUGAUCCUGAGUAAGACGAAGGACAAGCAGACCUGUCGCGCCCUUCUAGCUUACGAUUGUGCGGCUCCUUCCGAUGGAUCGUCUCCCUGGGCCCUCCAAUCAGCGUCCUUCGUCGCCCGGCAAUCCGAUCCAGAUCCCAUCGCCCCUCUCCAAAACUCGCCUCACCUCCCCAAACUUCUCGAGCUCCAGAAACUCUUCUCUCGUGUGCCGGGGAAUCACCAUUCUUCGCUCGCCCGUCUCGCUGAACUUGGCUGGCUAAUUCAUCCUGAUUCGCUCGAGACUCCCCCCUAA
This is a messenger RNA of Puccinia triticina, 4026 nucleotides long. RefSeq lists its product as uncharacterized. NCBI's taxonomy places the organism in Eukaryota, Fungi, Basidiomycota, Pucciniomycetes, Pucciniales, Pucciniaceae. Gene Ontology annotation, biological process: transcription by RNA polymerase II. Gene Ontology annotation, cellular component: nucleus. The record is from RefSeq and is a predicted model, not a curated record. The coding region runs from base 1 to 4026 and encodes 1341 amino acids. The transcript has a single exon.